Messenger RNA from Delphinapterus leucas (beluga whale), 2774 nucleotides. RefSeq names its product deoxyribonuclease 1 like 1 (gene DNASE1L1). Gene Ontology annotation, cellular component: nucleus. Gene Ontology annotation, molecular function: deoxyribonuclease I activity; DNA binding. Lineage: Eukaryota; Metazoa; Chordata; Mammalia; Artiodactyla; Monodontidae. Gene Ontology annotation, biological process: DNA catabolic process. The record is from RefSeq and is a predicted model, not a curated record.
AUGCUGAUGUCGGAAGGUGUCCACAAGAAAGGCAGGAAAUGUGUGAUGCUGGCAGCUCUGGGAGGCUGCAACCUGGAUUCCUCUGGAGGGUUCCAGAAGCCCAUACACGGCCAUGCACUGCUUCUGCUCCUCCUCCUGGCUGGUGGGGCUGACACCUUUCACAUCUGUGCUUUUAACACCCAGCGGCUGACACUCAGCAAGGUGGCCAGGGAGCCUGUGCUGGACACCUUAGUUCAGAUCCUGGCUCGGUGUGACAUCACAGUGCUGCAGGAGGUGGUGGACUCUACUGGCAGUGCCAUCCUACUCCUGCUUCGAGAACUCAAUCGAUUUGAUGACUCUGGGCCCUACAGCUUCCUGAGCAGCCACCUGCUGGGGCGUGGCACGUACAAGGAGAGAUAUGUGUAUAUCUACCGGUCACACAAGGCGCAGGUCCUGGAUUCCUACGUGUACGACGAUCAGAAUGACCUCUUUGCCCGGGAGCCCUUUGUGUGCCGGUUCUCUUUGCCCAGCAAGGUCCUUCCCAGCCUGGUGCUGGUCCCACUGCACACCACGCCGAAGGCCGUAGAGACGGAGCUCAACGCCCUGUACCACGUGUUUCUGGACGCCUCCCAGCGCUGGCAGAGCGAGGACGUGAUCCUGCUUGGGGACUUCAACGCUGACUGUGCUUCACUGACCAAAAAGCGCCUGGAUGACCUAGUCCUUCGGACUCAGGCUGGCUUCCACUGGGCCAUCCCUGAUGGCGUGGACACCACGGUGCGGGCCAGCACCCACUGCACCUACGACCGCAUAGUGCUACACGGGCAGCAUCUCCAGAGCAUGCUGCGCGGCGCAGCCGCCUUCGACUUCCCCCGGAGCUUUGGGCUCACCGAGGAGGAGGCCCUCAACAUCAGCGAUCACUACCCCGUGGAGGUGGAGCUGAGCUGUGCGGUGCAGGGGGCCCAGACCCUCAGCCUGGCCACUCUGUUACUGUCGCUGCUGCUGCUCCUGUCCCCCCAGCUGGGCCUGGUGGCCUGAAGCCACCGCAUGCCAGCUGCCCACAGUUGCGAGGACUAUGCCGUUUUCUGGACUCAACCCCCCCUUCUAUCCUGCCCUGCCACUCCUCUAUGUGCCUUUGCUUUGGCUUGUGUUCUUUGGUUGGGCCUGUGCUUGGCAUGAGAAUGUGGAAGAGGAAGGCAGGAGCCCUGAGGCUGGAGCCACGCCACUCUAAGCCCAGGUAGUGUCAGGAAUGAGGACAAAAGGCAGGCUCCAGGGCUGGGGUGGGGGAACAAAAAUCCCCCAUGCUGCAAUGAAGAUCCCACGUGUCACAACUAAGACCCCGAUGCAGCCAACUAAAUAAAUAUUUAUUGUAUGACAAGACCAUACACGCUGAGAACAGAAAGCUAGAUUGCAGGGAUAUUACAUGUGUGUAGCAGACAUGGCAAAGGGUCACCUUUAUCAUACGUGGGACUCACAUGAAGCAAGACCCAACUAGAUACAGGGACGGAGCUUAAGAGUUCACACACACACACACACACACACACACACACAUGCGCGCGCGCACACGGUAAGUAGUCAACAGGAAAUGUUUAAGUUCAUUGUAACCCAGCUAGCUGCCCUGACACCUCUGAGGCUGGUUAAAAGCAUCUACAUAAACCACUUAUACUAUCUACAAAAAAGUUACCAUGUAUGUGAUCCCCCAGGGGAAAGGGAUACAGGAUACUACAGCGGAAGUAACAAUGACCCCACUUAGUGUUAUCAGAGAACCCCUCCUUCCCCAGCUCCAUUUCCCAGAAAACAGAGCUCAUUAAAGACGGCUAGCAGGACAUCAGAGCCGUUUAAGUGCAAGUUAUGUUUUUAUGAUAUAGAAGCAUCAACUUUAGGUUAAAAGGUAGUUUUAAACUUUAGAGAUGGCAGUUGCUAAGGAUUACAAGAUGCCAGAGGCCUCUCAGGGGCCGACUGCUGCACGCAGUCACAGCCAGACUGCAGCAAGCCUCUCCGGCUACUAUGCUGGGCUCUGGAACCAAAUCCCUUUAGGGUCCUCUUCUCCUGGGCUCACAGCCCCAGGCCACCCCACCUAGCAGAGCUCUGGGACUCAGCUGCUCUUACAGCAGGGUGGCCCUGGCAGUUGGUGUCAGAUAGCACACCAGGAUCCCCUGGGCCAGAGGGCACUGCACGCUAUUUGCCCAAAGGUCUCUUGUCGCCAAGCCCUACCUCAGCCAUAGGAGCUUGAUAUCAGGAGUAAAGGGCCCUGGGAGUGAGGCCCUAUAAGGGGUAGUGGGUUAGGCUUAGGAUGGGGUGGGGUGACGAGAUUUCUCAACUCUGUAGAUGGGGAAAUGUGGUUAGGCCCAGAACAAAUGUUUACUCCAGGGGUAACUGGUGAAAAUACAGCCAGAACCAUGUCUGGUCUGCUUCCUUCCUCCCCAUGUCCAACAAUGUUCCUGUCCUGGUCUGGGACCCUUGGGGAAGAGCUUCCACAGCUGCCUGAGACCCCUUUCCAUCACUCAGGGUGGGUGCUUUACUAAGGAAGUGCUCCAUGCACAUGCAGGGGGACUUGUGAACCCACUGCCUGGGAUCUAAGGCAGGUCUAAGUGCUGGUCCCGGUGCUGGCCCUGCUAAGUGCCAACUGGCCAGCUUAGUGGUCAGCCUUUUUCUGAAGAGAAGAGACAGCAACCCUAGGACUCCCAAAGGCUCCCCACCCCCCAUGAAUCCAGAUGCAAAGACAGGAGAAGAAAGUAGAGUUUAUUAGUGGCCAUAGGUGGGGAGGGGGCAGCGCCAAGGCUCUCACGAGUGCAGGG